Molecule: messenger RNA, 546 nt
Organism: Saprolegnia parasitica CBS 223.65
Lineage: Eukaryota; Oomycota; Saprolegniomycetes; Saprolegniales; Saprolegniaceae
Exons: 7
Coding region: 1-546 (181 amino acids)
Molecular function (GO): calcium ion binding
Source: RefSeq, a predicted model, not a curated record
AUGGGCCACGACCUCUCCAAGCAGGCGAAUCGGCUCUCGAUCGCCGCCGUCUCCCACAUCACGCAGUUCGACCGCGACGACCUCCUCGAGCUCCGCACGUGCUUUGAAAAUGCAGUUUUGGCCAAGAGCCCCAAGUCGAAGAAGCCGAUUCCGCUCUCGGCGUACGCGGCCGCCAAGGACCGCGUCGAGCCGAAUUUGACGCGCGCCGACUUUAACGCGGGCCUCGACCACGAGUCGGACCGCGCGAUCCUCGACCGCCUCUUUACGAUGCUCGACAAGACGGGCGACGACGUGAUCCACUACCAAGAGUUCCUCGUCGGCGUUGCGCCGCUCGUCAAAGGCAACCUCUUGUCCAAGAUUGCGCUGGCAUUCGAAAUGUACGACGAAGACAGCACCGGAGAGAUCAACGCCAAGGGCUUUCGGUUCCUUCUGACGACAAUUUCGACGGUCGGGUCCUACUUUGGCGACCCCGUCCUCUCCAAGAAGGACGUUAUUGUGCUCACCAACGACAUCUUUGACAACUACGACACGAUCGAAGUCUGCUAG